Messenger RNA from Dunckerocampus dactyliophorus (ringed pipefish), 2852 nucleotides. It is a transcript of the gene trip6, whose product is annotated as thyroid hormone receptor interactor 6. The transcript has 10 exons. Gene Ontology annotation, cellular component: stress fiber; focal adhesion. Gene Ontology annotation, biological process: cell-cell adhesion. The record is from RefSeq and is a predicted model, not a curated record. The coding region runs from base 211 to 2058 and encodes 615 amino acids. Lineage: Eukaryota; Metazoa; Chordata; Actinopteri; Syngnathiformes; Syngnathidae.
UGGCUUACGUCACCCGUUGGGAAUGCAUAGAGAACGGAGGCUCACUGCAGCCAGCAGGCCUCUUCUUCUGGAUCCCCGGUGAAAGUAGGUUAACGCCGUCAAGGAGCGUAAAAAACAGCAAAAGGUCUCAUACUCUGGGACAACUUUUUUGCAAGGUUUCAUGGCAGCCAAACGUCGUGCUGUCGUGCGCCAUUACUGGUGAAUCCUGCCAUGUCUGGUCCCACCUGGCUGCCACCGAGGACUCUGAACAGUCCAGAGCGAGCCGUCCCCCAGAUGUCCCACUCUGCAGGCUCGGUCAUUUACCGAGCACCCAACAAGAAGAGUGCGCCUGACUUUCGGCCAAAAUACAACACUUAUGACCAGAACGGAGGAGGAGGUGGGAUCGCCACUAGGUACAUGGCUACAGGACCUACAGGCGGUCCUGGUCAUCAUUUGCCUGGUGAUCUGUACUAUUCCCAUCCACAUGGGCCCAAAGAAGAGCGCAACUGGAGCCCUCAUGUGGACGGUUACGAGCUCCCACACCGCGGCCCAGACAAGCCAGUGAGCCAUCACUCCAAAAUUGACGCUGAUAUCGACUCCCUCACCUCCAUGCUGGCCGACCUCGACAGUCACCCCCAUGACUCCAGCACACAACUGUACGACAACGUGCCUUACAACAAAUACCUCUCAGGGGGUCACUACAAACCUGCGCACCACAAUGCAGCUCCACCUCAGAGCCGGCCUGCCUCUGAGUACCCUCCCCACCCCCAAAACCAGUACCACCCGCCGUCCCCUUACGCUGAGCAGCACACAUCUCAGUACUCCGCAUCCCACCAGCAGGACUACUACACCUCAUCCACACCAAAAUCGUACCCCCAGCCCGUGCCGGCCUCCUACACAACGGCCUCCACCCCCACAGGACCAAGGUUCAGCGUGCAGGUCAAGACCGCCCAGCCCGUCACCUACUCUCAGACUGGGAGGCAGGCGGAGCAGGCCUACACACCGCCACCUCCUCGCCAGCACGUGCCACGCCCCCCACCUCAGACCAGCCCCCAGGAUUGGUACCCUCAGCACCCGGGAUUGCAGGAGAGCCACCCUGAGGUGGGCUACAAGGGGAGUGGAUCAGGAGGAAGGGGCAACCAGAUGGUCUUGCCGAAGAGAGGGAUGGAAAAUAAUCAAGCAGGGGCUGCACAGAGUUUUUCUUAUCAGUCCAGCAAGCAGGUGGCAGCACCCACAAGACCAGAGGAGGAGUUGGACCGCCUCACCAAGAAGCUGGUGUACGAUAUGAACCACCCCCCUGCAGAGGAUUAUUUUGGACGCUGCGCCCGCUGUGGCGACAAUGUGGUUGGCGACGGCAGCGGCUGCAUCGCCAUGGAGCAAGUGUUCCACGUGGAGUGCUUCACCUGCAUCACCUGCCAUGCCCGCUUGCGAGGACAGCCCUUCUACGCUCUGGACAAGAAGAGCUACUGUGAGACUUGCUACAUUAGUACACUAGAGCGAUGCUCAAAGUGUUCCAAGCCCAUCUUGGACCGCAUCCUGCGUGCCAUGGGAAAGGCGUACCAUCCUCGCUGUUUUACAUGCGUGGUGUGUAACUGCUGCUUGGACGGUGUGCCCUUCACCGUGGAUGCCACCUCGCAGAUACACUGCAUUGAUGACUUUCACAGUACGCACCUCGUUGUUCUGUGUGUGGCGAGCCCAUCAUGCCAGAAGCGGGUCAGGAGGAGACGGUCAGGAUCGUGGCUCUGGACCGCAGCUUCCACGUCAACUGUUAUGUCUGCGAGGAAUGCGGCCUCCUGCUGUCCUCUGAGGGCGAAGGCCGUGGCUGCUACCCGCUGGAUGGCCACAUCUUGUGCAAGAGCUGCAGUGCUCGACGUAUCCAGGAUCUCUCAGCCAAAAUCUCCACAGACUGCUGACCAAUGCGCUGUUGCUAAAAGAAAACAAAAAACACCCAUCAUCACAUUGGCACAUCACACAGCUUUAACGCCCCCCUCCCUCCUUGAUUGUGUUAUAUUUGCUAGUGUGACAAGUAAGAUGUUUAUGUUACUGAUCCAAAUGAGAGGUUGUCUUAUUGUGGAGUGACUGCAUCUUUUUUUUUUUUAAGCAUGUUUUUGUCCAACAUUUACACAAGAAGCUCCACCCACCACACAGGUACUAUUUACAGCAACUUGCACACAUUUUUUUCAUACUGAAGGAUGACCGAGAAAUGUGUCAGAUAUUGCCUCAAACCAGUGCAACAAUAACUGUGACUCGCCGCUCUUUUGUAGCCUCAUGGAAGUGUGGACGAACGGAAUGUUUAGCCGUUGUGAAAUGUGUACAAUGCAGCUUUUGGACUGUUACUCAGAAGAUGACGGUGCAAUGAAGUCAGCCGUGAAGGAAAACAGGGUGAAAACAUCACGAGCGAAUUGGAAGACUUUUAUUUUUGUGCCACUCGGGAAAACAAUGCAAAGCAAUGAAAGGCAGAUCAUUGAAUGUCGUCGUUUGUGAUACAACCCUAUUUGUGUAUUCUUGCACUCGUUACCUUUUUCAGCUACAGUAUUUGUUUAACCUCCGUCCCUGUUUUUUGUCUAUUUGUGUCCCAAAGGGCUAAAAUAUGUACAGCAAACCUCACCUGAAGAAUGUUAACUUUUUUUUUUUUUUUUUUUUAAAGCUUCAGUUGCAUUUUUCAUCUCAUGUGAAAUCAUUUCAUUUUUAGUUUUAAAUGUUUUGUCCAGUUGCACAAUCAGCCAUGUAGCUUUGCUGACGUCCUCUCUUUGUUUCCCUUUUAUCAAUUUGAAAAGCUGUGAAGUUGAACUUGUGGUAACCUCCCAGGCGUUUUGCUGUGAGGAGGCGACCAUUUUUUGUGCCGAAUAAUAAUAAAACAAACGUUGAAAGCA